ACAGAAAAUGUAAUGGCAAAAUAUAAAGCCCAGGGCAUAUCAUAGUCUGUGAGGUGAGAAUCCUGGGUAUGAUGUCACAGAGGCUGUCUUUUUCACCUUUGUGGCUACGGUGGGAGCGGUGACCCAUUAGCUCGUGGGAGCUGCAGGAGGAGGACCCAGAGAGAGCAUUGUGUCUGUCUGGAUAUAUCCUGCUGUGAUGGAGCGGCUGAGAGGCCUUCGAGGUCUCUUUGCUUGUGUGGGCUGCGUGCCCAGAUGUACGCGUCGCAGGGGGAGAGGCAGGGUGGCAAGCCCUGUCCCCACCUGUGCCGUGACUUUGCUGCAGCAGCGCCUGCAAGACCAUGAGGGUGAUCGAGCACAGGCGUACUGCGAGCUGGAGCGUGUCCUGUGGGAAGAUGACAGCCGCCCACCAUGCGGAGUGGUGAACCGGCUGCUGGCAGAGGUGUCCCAGGACCUGACAGCGACCCAGGGUGUGUCAGACACUGUGAGGAUGGCUGCCAGCAACGUCCUGGUGGCUCUGGCCCGGAUGCACUUCAGCUUGGUGAUGGCUGAGCUCCAGGGCCAUCUGAAGGCCAUGGGGAAGAUAUCCAAGGAUUUUGUGCUCAUCACCCUCAGCAAACUGUUCAGCAACUAUGCUCCACAGAGCAUCCCCUUCAUGUGGCUGAUGCUGGCUGGCCUGCGUAGUGUGGUGGGCCAGGUGAGGAGCGGCCGGACCCUGCGCCUCGCUUGUGCUGUUGUGAAACAAUGAUCAGAAGGAGUCCAGGUUCACUUCUGCUCUGGAAAGCAAUGCCCCUGGUCUGCCAUGGAGAAAGAGCAAAUCUACGAGCAUCUUUACCAGCUCUUCUUCUCCGUGCUGAGAAACUGGCAGGACUGCAAGGAGGAAAAGGAAACAGGCCGUCCUCGGGGCUGUGGCUGCCAUGAUGGCUGUUCUCCUGCAAGAGGAGCUGCACCGAGAGCACGUCUGGGAGCAGCUCCUCUGGCUCAUGCGCCCAUAUCAGGAGGUCCAAGACAUCUGCAGAGUGACCAAGGUGAGAUGUUGUGCAGGGCUCAGUGUGGACGUGGGGCCCAUGCAAAUGCCAUGAGGGGCCAGGGGGAUGCGGGGAGGAGGUAGGGAGCCCUUGGAGAAAGAAGGUAUGGGUGAUCAAGGGAGGUCUGAGGCUUCCUGAGCUCUUCAGUCAAGGAAGGAACAAUGGGGACAGGAGCCAGGAGGGAGCCAAGAGUCACUGGGG
Messenger RNA from Meleagris gallopavo (turkey), 1226 nucleotides. Lineage: Eukaryota; Metazoa; Chordata; Aves; Galliformes; Phasianidae. The record is from RefSeq and is a predicted model, not a curated record.